CCCAACUGAAGUUGAAUUUCAAAAACAACAGAGACAAUAUGCCAGAAGCCAAAGUGAAUCAUCCGUUGCAAGAAGAAUGCAGCAACAAAAUGAAUAUCAGGUAAAACACGGACAUGAACAAUAUGAGAAGCAUCAUAAUGAGGAUGCAAGAGCUGGUGAAAGGAAUCCUCUAUCUAAUAUGCCAGUAGAGCAUAAGAACAAUCAUAGACAUAAAUCGGAUCAGACCAAUGCCUAUCAUGCGAAACAUGAUUAUAAACCUAACCCAGCCAAACACUACAGUGUACAAGAAUAUAAUGGAAAGACUGAUGGACAGAAUUCAAUUCCGAAUAAUCUAAAUAACACAACCCAUCAAGACCUUCAGAGACAGGAUUACAACAGACAUGGUGAUCACUCGGAGCAUACAUUAGGGCUCAACACACAUGAGCAUCACCCUCCACAUCUCCAACACCAUUUCCAUGAUGGAACACAUAUUAACCAAAAUCAGGCACAUGGCGUAUAUAAGGAAUCAUCAAAAAGUACAGCUCCAAUGCAGUAUAUUUCCACUCAAGGGCCAGGACAACAAGCACAGGAUAUGAGUUUUGAGCAAAUAGUUGAAUACAAUCAACAUAUUCAACAACCUGUGAAAAGUGUCGAUCAUCCAUAUCAGAAUGUUCCAAAUAUCAAACCACCCAAUAUUCAGAAUAAUAAUGACAAUGCUAAUGAUGACAGUGAGCUUGAUGAACCCUACAACCCAUUUGAUCCUAAUGGAGGUGGUGGAACAUUUAUAACCUAUUCCGAUGAAGAUGACCACCCAUAUGAAAACAGUGAGUUCCAUGAAGGAGGUCAUCCAUAUUUUGAUGACAAACCCAAUCAGUUCAACAACACAUAUGCCCUGACACCCAUUGAUGAUUUAGACUCAUUAAAUGAAGAUGACCCUCCAUAUGUUAAUGUAACAAAAGAAGAAAAUGAUGACCCACCCUAUGUCAAUAUACAGAAGGAUUAUGAUCCUCCAUAUGUUAAUGUACCAAAAGGACCUGAAAUCAACCCACCAUAUGAGAAUAUACCAAAGGGCUUGAAUAAAGAUGAAAUUCCGGCAUUUAAAAAAAAUGCUAAGAUUCCUCCAAAUCCAUUGGCUGGCCAAGCUGCAAAACAAAGCAAAGAACAUUCAAGGCAAAAUAAUGAGGAAAAUGCCAAGCAUAGGUCAAAGUCUGAAUCUGAUGCCAAACAAAAAAACACUGAUGCAGCUAACAUAAAUGUGGACUCCGGAAGAGAAUCAUUAAAUGAAUGUGUGAACGAAAUUGAUCCUGAAAGUAUUGAACAUAUCCAGAGGCUUCAACAACUGGAACCCAGAAGGAACAGAAUGAAAAAUAAACUUCUCUUUGAGAUAAAAACAUAUGAGGAUGAACAUGAUUAUAAUGAUGAAACUCAGAAACAUACUUUGGAUACAAUAGUACAGCAUGAGAAAUCACCAUCCAAAUCCAAAGUUAGAGGAAAGUAUAAAAGAAAAUCUGAGAGCCGUCGAAGGUCACUAACAAAUGAUAGAGCCAACUCAAUGGUUAAGGAAGAUAAACAGCCCAUCCACCGAGUGUCAAAUGUUAAGCCAAUGAAGAUCAGAGAUAAUUCAUAUGACAGGAUUACUCCAGAUCUGAAGCAGCACAGAAAACAUGUCAUAAAUCCAAAGAAAAAAAUAGCAUAUGAUCUUACGAAAUAUGAAUAUGG
Owenia fusiformis is the source of this 1698-nucleotide messenger RNA. The record is from the annotation of a GenBank genome assembly. Lineage: Eukaryota; Metazoa; Annelida; Polychaeta; Sabellida; Oweniidae.